UUUUAUUCUUUUUAUUCUUUUUAUUCUUUUUAUUCUUUUUAUUCUUUUUAUAAAUCCCAUUUGAUGCUGAAGCCACAACUGUCAACCCGUUAAUGUCGAUGCAGCUCUCCAUUCUCGAAAUCGUGCAAGCGUGUAAUUGCAUUGCCAGCGUUGAAUCGCUGCUCCAGUCUGAGGACUACUACCGUUUUGAAAUCGGCGGCAAACUUGUUGGCCUCGUCAGCGCCGACGACAUUGCAACCCUACAAAUUGCCUGCUCAGAGUCCGAGCUGCCGGUAUUUGAAUUUGAUACUCGGGCGAAAGCACUCACAUUUAGCCAGUGGUGCGGCGACCGCCAAAGUCGUUCGGACGCGGUGGCCGUGCUGCUUUCCCAAAUGCGCACAACCGGUGCCUGGGCAUCGCUGGCAAAGUGGCGUAACGAGCUCUACCCAGUCUACGGUGAUUCUGACGACAGCGAGGGCAUAGCGGUGAUGAUUGAGCGCGCGGCGUCAUACAAUUUUGGGAUCCGCACCUUUGGCGUGCAUAUUAAUGGAAUCACCAAGAGCGAGUCGGGGGAAGUGAAGAUGUGGGUGGCUCGGCGAGCCAUGACCAAACAGACUUGGCCUGGGUACUUGGACCAGAUUGUGGCUGGCGGGAUUGGCAAUGGCAUGGGUGUGUGGGAGUCGGUCAUCAAGGAGUGCGCCGAGGAGGGUGGAAUUCCUGAGAAUAUUGCACAAACUGCCACACAAGGGGGCAUGAUCCAGUACUUUACGCGGUCGGAGCUGGGGCUGCAGCCCGAGACUGAGUUUGUGUUUGAUUUGGUAUUGCCCGAAGGCUUUGUGCCGCAUCCCACAGACGGCGAGGUCGACGAGUUUUACCUGUGGACUCUCGAUGAGGUUGUCGAGAAGCUUUGCUUGGAUCUGUUCAAACCCAACUGCGCUGUCUGCAUUGUUGACUUUUUGAUUCGCCACGGGCGACUGACGCCGGAGAACGAACCCGACUACAUUGAGAUAGUCGAGAACAUACACUGCCCGCUGCCGUUUCCGGCGCCCAAGUACCCGCUGAAGAGAUGAUUGUGGUUGUUUGCAAAAGCCUGCUGGCAGCAAGUUGCAUCUAGAUUUGUUAACCAUUUAAAUAAAUAAUCAACCUCGGCGAAUUAAGACGGGGCGCUUAUUACUCUC
Molecule: messenger RNA, 1157 nt
Organism: Kickxella alabastrina
Lineage: Eukaryota; Fungi; Kickxellomycota; Kickxellomycetes; Kickxellales; Kickxellaceae
Product: NUDIX hydrolase domain-like protein
Exons: 1
Coding region: 93-1049 (318 amino acids)
Molecular function (GO): 8-oxo-dGDP phosphatase activity
Source: RefSeq, a predicted model, not a curated record